Sclerotinia sclerotiorum 1980 UF-70 is the source of this 1488-nucleotide messenger RNA. RefSeq lists its product as hypothetical. Gene Ontology annotation, biological process: glycerophospholipid biosynthetic process. The transcript has a single exon. Lineage: Eukaryota; Fungi; Ascomycota; Leotiomycetes; Helotiales; Sclerotiniaceae. The coding region runs from base 1 to 1488 and encodes 495 amino acids. The record is from RefSeq and is a predicted model, not a curated record. Gene Ontology annotation, cellular component: mitochondrion.
AUGCCUGGUUUCGAUGAUAGCGAUUUGGCUACUCAAGCCCAGCCUGCCACCAAUGGAACAACCGAAUCUCAAAAAGAUCACUCUGGUUCAAAUGGUACUCCAGGGUUCAACCACAACUUGGUCGUCCCAGGUGAUGAUGACUCUGGACCAAUUGAAGUUCCGGCUUCGAGAUCUUCCGUCGCAGAAACUCAAGGACUCAUGCAUUCAUUGAGUCUCGAAAACAGAACCAAUGGACGUAGAGGUUCGAGAAACAGCUUUGGUGCUGCUCUUCCAAUUCCUCGUUCCAAGCGUCAAUCUCGUCUUUCUUCCGUCGUCACUCAGGACAGACCUUCAAGACCUGGAAUGCCAUCCAUUCAACCAACACGUGAGAUUCUCUCCUCGCAGGUUCAGGAUAUGUCAAAGAUCAAGACCGAGGCUGCAAAGAAUAUGGCAUUCGCUUUUGAUAUUGAUGGUGUUCUCGUUCAUGGUGAUCGUUUGAUCCCAGAAGGAAAGAGAGCAUUGGAGAUUUUGAACGGUGAUAAUGAACUCGGUAUCAAGAUUCCACACAUCUUCUUGACCAACGGUUCUGGAAAGGUUGAACCUACUCGUUGUGCUCAGCUCUCCAAGAUUCUUGGAAACCCUGUUGCCACUGAGCAAUUCAUUCAAUCUCACACUCCUAUGUCCGCUUUGGCCGAAUACUACGAUACCGUCUUGGUUGUCGGUGGUGAAAACUACCAAUGCAGAGAGGUCGCAAAGUUGUACGGAUUCAAGGACAUCGUCGUACCAAACGAUAUUGUCGCUUCCAUCCCUACCAUUUCCCCACUAAAAGAGUUCUUUACCGCCGAGCAACGUGCUACCUCCACCCCAAGAGACUUCAGCAAGGUCAAGAUCGAUGCGAUCCUCGUCUUCUCCGAUUCUCGUGAUUACGCCACCGAUCUCCAAAUCAUCAUGGAUCUUCUCCAAUCCGAAGAUGGUGUUCUCGGUACUCGUGCCAAGGACCCCGUUUCCCAACGUAUCCCCAUCUACUUCUCUCAAGGAGAUCUCUUGUGCCCAAGCGAGCACCCAACUCCUCGUAUGUCUCAAGGAACCUUCCGUAUCGCUCUCGAAGCCAUCUAUAAAUCCAUCACCGGCGUCGAACUCGAGCGUGUCGUCUACGGUAAACCCGAAUUAGCCACCUACAAAUACGCCGAUGAAGUCAUGGCCUCCUGGAUGGAAACCAUCCACGGCGAAGAAAAGCUCCCUGAAAACAUCUACAUGAUCGGUGAUAACCCCGCAUCCGACAUCAUCGGUGGAAACAACUACGGCUGGAACACCUGUUUAGUCCGCACCGGUGUCUUCCAAGGCGGAGAAAACGACGAGGAAAACCCAGCAAACUUCGGUGUCUUCCCCAAUGUUUUGGAAGCCGUACAAGCUGCCUUGAGAAAACAACUCGGUGAUGAUUUCAGAAUGAACUGGAGUGAUUCCAUGAACCCUGUCGUGGGUGAUUCUUCCGCUAGCGCUAUUGAGUAG